Molecule: messenger RNA, 956 nt
Organism: Stegastes partitus (bicolor damselfish)
Lineage: Eukaryota; Metazoa; Chordata; Actinopteri; Pomacentridae
Gene: stxbp6l
Product: syntaxin binding protein 6 (amisyn), like
Exons: 8
Coding region: 69-956 (295 amino acids)
Biological process (GO): exocytosis; Golgi to plasma membrane transport
Cellular component (GO): exocyst; plasma membrane
Molecular function (GO): phosphatidylinositol-4,5-bisphosphate binding
Source: RefSeq, a predicted model, not a curated record
GCGCAGAGUGAAGGAAUGAACCGGGCUUUUAUGGAACGAAGUGACUGUGAACAGGUUUCAAAACUACAAUGAACAGUCAGUCUGCCAUCAACAAAGAAGUUUUCAUCCCUCGUGAUGAGCGGCUGUUGGUGGCAGUGGAGGUAUGGAGGAGGAAAAGGAAGAAGAUGUCCUUUCUGCCUACUGCAGCCAAGGGAGAUUAUGUCACAUUCAUCUGUGUUUCAGUGACCAACACCAUACCACAUCAGCUCUUUAUUACAAAGGUGAAGCAGUUUGGUGGGUCCUCCUCCUCCUUCACCAGGAGGUCCCAGUGGACAGUGGAGCAACUCCGGCAGGUCAAUGGCAUUAACGCCAACAAGGAUAGCCCAGAAUUUGACCUAGUGUUUGACAACACUUUUGACCAGUGGGUGGCCAGGUCAUCAGCAGAGAAAUGUAUCUUUAUCCAGAUCCUGUACCAUGCCUGCCAGACCUACUGGGAGGAGAAAGCAGGCAGUGUGGGAAAGUCUGUGAAACUGGGCAAGGUAGGCCAACAGGGGAGAGCAAGUCAGUGUGCUCACCCUGAGGUUGGAGCUGGUCCAAGUGAUUCCUCUGCAUCCAGAACUGUGAAGGCCCGGCGGAAGAGCUACAUUCCGCCCAGACAGACAGAGUUCAUCAACUGCCAGUCCAAACUUACAGGAGAUGCCUGCACCAUGAAUCUGGUCAUCUACCGCUGCAAAGUCUUCUUGAAUCGCAUGAAGAACAUGAUAGUUGCAAACCAAAGCCGUUCACCAGGUCGAGGUCAGACGAGACACCGUGUCACAGGAAGAACUCUGGGUAAUGUAGCUCAGAGAGUGAAUGUGACUCUGGGGGAGCGUGGAGACAGAUUGACCCAUGCUGAAGACAAGACGGUGGAGCUGAUGCACAAAGCCCAGCAGUUUGCAGACACUGCUCAUAAGCUGGCCCUGAAGUAUUCAAAGUAG